AUGGAUGAUGUACAAAAUGAUAGAGAAAAUAAAAAGAGUAAAGCAACAUCAACAAACCCAAUAUCAUCAUCGUCAUCAUCAAUAUUCAAUGCUAUAUUGAAUCAAUCUUAUAUUAGAAGACUGGUAUUCAAUCAUGUUAGUUCUAUUCACAAACAGUUGGGUAUUAAAGCUGUUAGAUUAUCAUCCCUUCAUACCAUGUUGGAAUACAUUCAAUAUGGUUUGAAUGAUCUAUUCUUUAAACAAAUAGAUACACUUUGGAGAAUGAUGUUUGCAUCAUCUGAUGGUAUUUAUAGAGCAAAUAAUGAUAUUCUAACUAAAAUGAUAGUAAAAACGAUUGAUUAUCAAAACGAUAAAGUAUUGGAAUACUUAUUAAAUAGAAUCAAGAAUGAAAUGGGACCAUUUCAAACAACGGUUAUGAUCGUAUACACUAGUUCUAAAUACCAAAUCGAGUAUCUAUCUUUAAAAGUAUAUAAUCUGUUGGUUGAUGACAAUGUAUUCAUAGAUUCAAGCCAUUUAUUACAGAGAAUGGCCAAGACUGCUGUAUCUUUGAUUGGUGAUGUCGAUGGGAUAAGAAACUUGUUCAAGAGAUACAAUCUUUCAAACCUCGAUUUUCUAUUUCGCAAUGAUGAAAAGUUACCAACAAUCAAAGAUUUAUUCAAGAAAAAGACAGAUAUCGAAUUGAUUGAACUGUGUAAUGUUGUGGCUACUGUCAACAAAAUGACCGAUAAAAGGAAGAGGGGUUUUAACAAUGGUGGAGUGAACCAAGUUGAUAUUGUUUUGCCAGCCAUUCUCCAAGACCGUCUCAAAGUCAUGGAGCACUUUGCCAUGAAACCAAAACCUCUCACGAGAAACAUCAUCUCUGAAUAUUCUCCACAACUCUUUUCACCAUACUCUUCCAAAUCGAUUCGAGACAAUGAAAGAAAGAAAGAAAUCCACAGGAUCAUAUUAUUGCAUUCGAAUGGGCAUGACGACUUGACCCAAGGACUUGACGACCAAGGAUUGAUGGACAAGAUCAGUGAUGGAACAGAUAUUGAGUAUCUACGAUACAUAUCAUCACCACAGACGCCUGACGCCGCUGACCAUUUCAAGCAAUUGGCUCAACAAAGUUAUUUAUCAUCUCGGGUACUGGAAUCUGAAUGUGUAGAAGAGGUUUUCUCAUUGUUCUUGGAUCACGCACGUAUGGAUAGUACCUUUGGAAUGAGAAUCGGUCAUAUCCAGGGGAUUCCUCCAGUCCUUUGCUCGCGUCAUUAUAUCGAUCUCUUGUCUCUGCACGUUGGUUAUGUUAGCUAUGGUACCUGUAAUAUCCUCCGAUCGGCUAUCCAACAAGCUACAACAGCCGGAAACAACCUCUAUGACCACCUCGACUAUGUCCUCAACUCCAAGUUUUGUGAAAAACUCGACCUCGAUUUAGCAGAAGGGGUUGCAGCGGUCGUCGAGAUGGGUGGCAUAGAUACUGAUCGUUUGAUCAAGAGACUGGUCACAUUUGCCAAACAAUCUUCAGGAAAGUGUCAUUUCCCAAUGGAGUCGGUUCACAAGUACACACUACACGAUUACCAAGGACGCGAUCAAUUCAUAUCGGCUGUUAAAAGAAUACUCGACAAGAUAGAUUUCGAUGAACAUUAUGGUCAACCUAUUUUCCGGUUUGGAAGUGAGAGUCAAUUGAUGAUACUCGAUAAGUCACUUUUGGAAAAGAUUAUAACACUUCAAAGGUUGGAUUAUGAAUACUCCUAUUGGUACCUCUAUAAUGCAGCCAUGUCAGCAGACAUUAAGCUCUACAAAAAGGUGCUUUCCCUAUGCUCACCCAACACCUACCAACUAGUCAAUCUCAUUUUAUUAGUGGUCAAUGCAGGUCACUAUGAAUUUGCAAAGAAAUUAAUCAACAGUUCAUCGAUAAGCUUGAAUAAUGUGACACCUAAAUUAUUGAAACAGUUAAUGAAUAUACUAUUUCCAUUAUACUUUGAUUUAAUCAACAAAGAUCAUAGCCAUCAAAAUAUGGCAAAUGUCAUUUUGGAUCUAGUUCCAUCCCAAGACAGAUCAGAUAUUCUUUACUAUGCAACAGAUUUGACAGAUGAACAAUUGAUGGCACUUUGGAGUGGUCCUUUAUAUUUGGGUACAAACUUGAAAAAUUGGUUGUACGAACCAUCUAAACAUUUGAAACAUUUAAAGUACGAUCAAAAGUUCUUUAAUCAUUUAGAAAGAUUAUAUCGAUUCUAUCAAAACCAUUCAAACAUUUACAAAGUAGUUGAAGGAUCUCCUCCUGCUCAACUCGAUGCAAAUGAUCCACCUCCAUUGACCAUCGAAUAUAUUGGAAUAUGGAAUCAAUGUUUGGAUAGUUAUUAUUACAACAAUAGUGAUGAUACCAUCACAUUUGUACGUCGUUAUACUCAACAAGAAUAUGAUGAUUUUAUUAAAUUGGCUACCUCUGUUGCUUUUGUUCCAAACAAACUUAUUAUAAUGGAAGAUGCUAAUCAUCAAGAAUCGUAUACGGUUGCAUCAUCGUCAUCAUCAUCAAUAUUCAAAGUUAUAUUGAAUCAAUUUUAUCUUAGAAGGCUGAUAUUCAAUCAUGUUAGUUCUAUUCACAAACAGUUGGGUAUUGAAGCUGUUAGAUUAUCAUCUCUUCAUACAAUACUAGAAUAUAUUCAAUAUGGUUUGAAUGAUCUAUUCUUUAAACAAAUAGAUAUACUUUGGAGUUUGAUGUUUGCAUCAUCUGAUGGUAUUUAUAGAGCAAAUAAUGAUAUUCUAAUUAAAAUGAUAGCAACAACAAUUGACUAUCAUAAUCAUCAAGUAUUGGAAUACCUAUUAAAUAGAAUCAAGAAUGAAAUGGGACCAUUUCAAACAACGGUUAUGAUCGUGUACACUGGUUCUGAAUACCAAUUUGAAGUAGAUUAUCUAUCUUUAAAAGUAUAUAAUCUGUUGGUUGAUGAUAAUGUAUUCAUAGAUUCAAACCAUUUAUUACAUAGAAUGGCAAAGACUGCUGUAUCGUUGAUUGGUGAUGUCGAUGGGAUAAGAAACUUGUUCAAGAGAUACAAUCUUUCAAACCUCGAUUAUCUAUUUAGCAAUGAUGAAAAGUUCAAGAAAAAGACAGAUAUCGAAUUGAUUGAACUGUUCAAUGUUGUGGAAACUGUUAACAAAUUUGGAGAGGAUGAUAUUGUUUUGCCAGCCAUUCUCCAAGACCGUCUCAAAGUCAUCGAGCACUUGUCAAUGAAACCAAAACCUCUUUUAGUAGGGGGAAACCCCUUUGAAUGUCCUCCACAACUCUUUUCACCAUACUCUUCCAAAUCGAUUCGAGACAAUGAGAGAAAGAAAGAAAUCCACAAGAUUAUAUUAUUGUAUUCGAAUGGGUAUGACGACUUUAUUCAAGGAAUUGACGACCAACGAUUAAUGGACAAGAUUAAAGAUGGAACAGAUAUUGAGUAUCUACGAUACAUAUCAUCGCCCGAGACAACCACAGACUCUACAGAUCAUUUCAAGCAAUUGGCUAAACGAAAUUAUUUAUCAUCUCGGUCACUGGAAUCUGAAUGUGCAGAAGAGGUUGUCUCAUUGUUCUUGGAUCAUGCACGUAUGGAUAGUACUUUUGAAAUGAAUAUCGGUCAUAUCCAGGGGAUUCCUCCAGUCCUUUGCUCGCGUCAUUAUAUCGAUCUCUUGUCUCUGCACGUUGGUUAUGUUAGCUAUGGUACCUGUAAUAUCGUCCGAUCGGCACUCCAACAUGCGACCACCACAGGAAACAAUCUCUAUGACCACCUCGACUAUGUCCUCAACUCCAAGUUUUGUGAGAAACUCUACCUCGACGUAGCAGAAGGGGUUGCAGCGGUCAUCGAGAUGGGUGGUACCGAUACCGAUCGUUUGAUCGAGCGACUGGCCACAUUAACCAAAAGAUCUUCAGGAAGGUGUCAUUUCCCAAUGAAAUCGGUUCACAAGUACACACAACAAGAUUACAAAGGACGUGAUCAAUUCAUAUCAGCAGUUAAAAGAAUACUCGACAAGAUAGAUUUCGAUGAGCAUUAUGGUCAACCCAUUUUCCGGUUUGGAAGUGAGAGUCAAUUGAUGAUACUCGAUCCAGCACUACUGGAAAAGAUUAUAACACUUCAAAGGUUGGAUGAUGAAUACAACUCUUGGUAUCUCUAUAAUGCAGCCAUGUCGGCAGACAUUAAGCUCUACAAAAAGGUGCUUUCCCUAUGCUCACCCAACACCUACCAACUAGUCUAUCUCCUUUUAUCAGUGGUCAAUGCAGGUCACUAUGAAUUUGCAAAGAAAUUAAUCAACAGUUCAUCGAUUAACUUGAAUAAUGUGACACCUCAAUCCUUAAAAGAGACAAUGGAUAUUCUAUUUAAAUUAUAUUUUGAUUUAAUCAACAAAGAUUCACAACAAUCAAAGGCUAUGGGUAGUGACAUCAAGUCAAUCGAUGAUCAUAGCCAUCAAAACAUGGCAAAUGUCAUUUUGGAUCUAGUUCCAUCUCCUCAUAGAUCCCAUAUUCUUUACUAUGCAACAGAUUUGACAGAUGAACAAUUGAUGGUACUUUGGAGUCGUCCUUUAUAUUUGGGUACCAACCUUAAAAAUUGGUUGUACGAACCAUCAAAACAUCUCGAACUUUUAAAGUACGAUCAAAAGUUCUUUAAUCAUUUAGAAAGAUUAUAUCGAUUCUAUCAAAACCAUUCAAACAUUUACAAAGUAGCUGAAGGAUCUCCUCCUCUUCAACUCGAUGCAAAUGAUCCACCUCCAUUGACCAUCGAAUAUAUUGGAAUUUGGAAUCAAUGUUUGGAUAGUUAUUACUACAACAAUAGGGAUGAUACCAACACAUUUGUACGUCGUUAUACUCAACAGGAAUAUUAUGAUUUUAUUAAAUUGGCUACCUCUGUUGCUUUUGUUCCAAGCAAACUUAUUAUAAUGGAAGAUGCUAAUCAUCAAGAAUCGUAUACGGUUGCAUCAUCGUCAUCAUCAUUAUUCAAAGUUAUAUUGAAUCAAUCUUAUCUUAGAAGACUGAUAUUCAAUCAUGUUAGUUCUAUUCACAAACAGUUGGGUAUUGAAGCUGUUAGAUUAUCAUCUCUUCAUACAAUACUAGAAUAUAUUCAAUAUGGUUUGAAUGAUCUAUUCUUUAAACAAAUAGAUAUACUUUGGAGUUUGAUGUUUGCAUCAUCUGAUGAAUCAAGAAUGAGAUCGGACCAUUCAAACUAUGGUUACUAUCGUAUACACUCGUCUUCAACAAUACCGAAUCGAGUAUCUAUCUUUAAAAAUUCAAACCAUUUAUUACAUAGAAUGGCAAAGACUGCUGUAUCGUUGAUUGGUGAUGUCGAUGGGAUAAGAAACUUGUUCAGGAGAUAUGAUCUUUCAAAUCUUCAUUCUUUAUUUAAAAAGAAUGAUCAUUUACCAGCGAUUAAAUACUUGUACAAGAAAAAGACAGAUAUCGAAUUGAUUGAACUGUCCGAUGUUGUGGAAACUGUUAACAAAUUUGGAGAGGAUGAUAUUGUUUUGCCAACCAUUCUCCAAGACCGUCUCAAAGUCAUUGAGCACUUUGUUAUGAAACCAAAACCUCUUAUCGUAGGGAGAACCCCCUUUGAAUGUUCUCCACAACUCUUUUCACCAUACUCUUCCAAAUCGAUUCGAGACAAUGAGAGAAAGAAAGAAAUACACAAGAUUAUAUUAUCGUAUUCGAAUGGGUAUGAUAACUUGGUUCAAGGACUUGACGACCAAGGAUUGAUGGACAAGAUUAGAGAUGGAGCAGAUAUUGAGUAUCUAAGAUACAUAUCAUCACUCGAGACAACUGAUGCCACAGAUUUCAAGCUAUUGGCUGGAGGUUGGGAUAUAGAUCCGUCACUGGACUCUGAUUGUGCAGAGGAGAUUAUCUCGUUGUUCUUGGACUAUGCAAGUUUGGAGAGUACUUUUAAAAUUGGUAUCAGACAAAUCAAGAGGUUUCCUCCAGUACUUUGCUCGCGUCAUUAUAUCGAUCUCUUGUCUCUUCACGUUGGUUAUCGUAACUAUAGCAUCCGUGAUAUCGUCCGAGCAACACUCCAACAUGCUACCAACACAGGAAAAGGUCUCUAUGACCACCUAGAUUAUGUCCUCAACUCCAAGUUUUGUAGAAAUAUUUCCCUCGAUUUAGGAGAGUCGGUUGCAGCUGUCGUCGAGAUGGGUGGCAUAGAUACUGAUCGUUUGAUCGAGCGACUGGUCACAUAUGCCAAACACUUUUCUGGAAGGAGUCAAUUUCCAAUGGAGUCGGUUCACAAGUACACACUAAAAGAUUACAAACUACGCGAUCAAUUCAUAUCGGCUGUUAAAAGAAUACUCGACAAGAUAGAUUUCGAUGAACAUUAUGGUCAACCUAUUUUCCGGUUUGGAAGUGAGAGUCAAUUGAUGAUUCUAGAUCCAGCACUACUGGAAAAGAUAAUAACACUUCAAAGUUUUGGAUCGGAAUACUCCUACUGGUACCUCUAUAAUGCAGCCAUGUCUGAAGACAUUAAGCUCUACAAAAAGGUGCUUUCCCUAUGCUCACCCAACACCUACCAACUAGUCAAUCUCCUUUUAUCAGUGGUCAAUGCAGGUCACUAUGAAUUUGCAAAGAAGAUUAUCAACAAUUCAUCGAUAAACUUGAAUAUUGUGACACCUAAAUUAUUGAAACAGUUAAUGAAUAUACUAUUUCCAUUAUAUUUUGAUUUAAUCAACAAAGAUUCACAACAAGCAAAGGCUAUGGGUAGUGACAUCAAGUCAAUCGAUGAUCAUAGCCAUCUAAACAUGGCAAAUUUCAUUUUGGAUCUAGUUCCAUCUCCUCAUAGAUCCCAUAUUCUUUACUAUGCAACAGAUUUGACAGAUGAACAAUUUAUGGCACUUUGGAGUGGUUCCUUAUAUUUGGGUACAAACCUUAAAAAUUGGUUGUACGAACCAUCAAAACAUCUCAAGAAUUUUAAAUACGAUCAAAAGUUCUUUAAUCAUUUAGAAAGAUUAUAUCGAUUCUAUCAAAACCAUUCAAACAUUUACAAGGAAGUUGAAGGACCUCCUCUUCAACUCGAUGCAAAUGAUCCACCUCCAUUGACCAUCGAAUAUAUUGGAAUUUGGAAUCAAUGUUUGGAUAGUUAUUAUUACAACAAUAAUGAUGAUACCAACACAUUUGUACGUCGUUAUACUCAACAAGAAUAUGAUGAUUUUAUUAAAUUGGCUACCUCUGUUGCUUUUGUUCCAAACAAACUUGUAAAAUAA
Molecule: messenger RNA, 7188 nt
Organism: Cavenderia fasciculata
Lineage: Eukaryota; Evosea; Eumycetozoa; Acytosteliales; Cavenderiaceae
Exons: 7
Coding region: 1-7188 (2395 amino acids)
Source: RefSeq, a predicted model, not a curated record